Myotis lucifugus (little brown bat) is the source of this 7186-nucleotide messenger RNA. It is a transcript of the gene EIF4G1, whose product is annotated as eukaryotic translation initiation factor 4 gamma 1. Lineage: Eukaryota; Metazoa; Chordata; Mammalia; Chiroptera; Vespertilionidae. The coding region runs from base 280 to 5193 and encodes 1637 amino acids. Gene Ontology annotation, molecular function: protein binding; translation initiation factor activity; mRNA binding. The transcript has 30 exons. The record is from RefSeq and is a predicted model, not a curated record. Gene Ontology annotation, cellular component: eukaryotic translation initiation factor 4F complex.
CGUGCCUGUGUGCCCCUGGGCCAGGCCCGGAACCCGGUGUCCCCAGGUGGGGGGUGGGGACACCACGGCCGAAGCUGCUAGCUCCGUUUAUGAUCCGGGAGCCUGGUGCCAGCGAGACCUGGAAUUUCCGGUCUGGUUGGUCUUGGGCCCCGCGGAGCCAGGUUGAUACCCCUCACCUCCCAACCCCAGGCCCUCGGAUGCCCAGAACCUGUAGGCCGCACCGUGGACUUAUUCUUAACCGAGCGGGUGUUGGGGGGACCCUGAUGUGGACCAAAUGAAAUGAACAAAGCUCCACAGCCCACAGGCCCCCCACCCGCCCCAUCCCCUGGACUCCCACAGCCAGCGUUUCCCCCGGGGCAGACAGCACCGGUGGUGUUCAGUACGCCACAAGCGACACAAAUGAACACGCCUUCUCAGCCCCGUCAGCACUUCUACCCUAGCCGGGCCCAGCCCCCGAGCAGUGCAGCUUCCCGAGUGCAGAGUGCAGCCCCCGCCCGCCCUGGCCCAGCUGCCCAUGUCUACCCUGCUGGAUCCCAAGUAAUGAUGAUCCCUUCCCAGAUCUCCUACUCAGCCUCCCAGGGGGCCUACUACAUCCCUGGACAGGGGCGUUCCACAUAUGUUGUUCCGACACAGCAGUAUCCUGUGCAGCCUGGAGCCCCAAGUUUCUAUCCGGGUGCAAGCCCUACAGAGUUUGGGACCUAUGCUGGCACCUACUACCCAGCCCAGGGUGUGCAGCAGUUUCCCACUGGUGUGGCCCCCACCCCGGUUUUGAUGAACCAGCCACCCCAGAUUGCUCCCAAGAGGGAGCGGAAAACGAUCCGAAUUCGAGAUCCAAACCAAGGAGGGAAGGAUAUCACGGAGGAAAUCAUGUCUGGGGCCCGAACCGCCUCCACACCCACUCCUCCCCAGACGGGAGUCGGCCUGGAGCCUCAAGCUAAUGGGGAGACUCCCCAGGUUGCUGUUGUUGUCCGGCCAGAUGACCGGUCACAGGGAGCAAUCAUUGGGGGCCGGCCGGGGCUGCCUGGCACAGAGCAUAGCCCUUCAGAAUCGCAGCCUUCAUCACCUUCUCCGACCCCAUCACCACCCCCAAUCUUGGAACCAGGAUCUGAGCCUAAUCUUGCAGUCCUCUCUAUUCCUGGGGACACUAUGACAACGGGGAUAAUACAAAUGUCUGUAGAAGAAUCAUCCCCCAUGCCCCGUGAAACCGGGGAGCCAUAUUGUCUCUCUCCAGAACCCACUCCCCUCGAUGAACCCAUACUGGAAGUAGAAGUGACACUUAGCAAACCAAUUCCGGAAUCUGAGUUCUCUUCCAGUCCUCUCCAGGUUUCCAUCCCCCUGGCAUCUCCCAAGGUGGAAAUUCUUCCUGAGUCUAAUGGCACGGUCCCAUCUGAGGAUCUAGAACCAGAGCUAGAGUCCUCAAACCCAGAACUUUCCCCUCUCCUUCCUCCCGCUUGUCCCUCUGAAUCCCCCAUGCCUAUUGCUCCAACUGCCCAACCUGAGGAACUGCUCAAUGGAGCCCCCUCACCACCAGCUGCGGACUUGAGCCCAGUCAGUGAGCCAAAGGAGCAGGCCAAGGAGGUUCCAGCACCAGUGGUUCCCCGCACCAUCCUCUCUGCCACUCCAGCUAUGGCUCCUCCCGUGACUUCCCCUGCUCCAGAGGAGGAAAUGGAGGAGGAGGAGGAGGAGGAGGAAGAAGAAGAAGAACCUGGAGAAGCUGAGAGUGAGAAGGGAGGAGAGGAACUGCUUCCCCCAGAGAGUACCCCUGUUCCAGCCCACCUGUCCCAGAAUUUGGAGGCGGCAGCAGCCACCCAAGUGGCAGUAUCUGUGCCAAAGAGGAGACGGAAAAUUAAGGAGCUCAAUAAGAAGGAAGCUGUAGGAGACCUUCUGGAUGCCUUCAAGGAGGCAAACCCAGGAGUACCGGAGGUGGAAAAUCAGCCUUCUGUAGGCAACAACCCCUGUCCAGAGCCUGAGAGCAGCAGUGUGCCCACACGACCUGAGGAACCAGAUGAGACCUGGGACUCAAAGGAAGACAAAAUCCACAAUGCUGAGAAUAUCCAACCUGGGGAACAGAAGUAUGAAUAUAAGUCAGAUCAGUGGAAGCCUCUAAACCUUGAGGAGAAAAAGCGUUAUGACCGUGAGUUCCUGCUUGGCUUUCAGUUCAUCUUUGCCAGUAUGCAGAAGCCGGAGGGAUUGCCUCAUAUCAGUGAUGUGGUAUUGGACAAGGCCAAUAAAACACCACUGCGGCCACUGGAUCCUGCUAGACUUCAAGGCAUAAAUUGUGGCCCAGACUUUACUCCAUCCUUUGCCAACCUUGGCCGACCAACCCUCAGCAGCCGUGGGCCCCCAAGGGGUGGGCCAGGUGGGGAGCUGCCCCGAGGGCCGCAGGCUGGUCUGGGACCCCGGCGCUCUCAGCAGGGCCCCCGAAAGGAGCCACGCAAGAUCAUUGCUACAGUAUUAAUGACCGAAGAUAUAAAACUGAACAAAGCAGAGAAGGCCUGGAAACCCAGCAGCAAGCGGACAGCAGCUGAUAAGGACCGAGGGGAAGAGGAUGCUGAUGGCAGCAAAACCCAGGACCUGUUCCGCAGGGUGCGCGCCAUUCUGAAUAAGCUGACACCCCAGAUGUUCCAGCAGUUGAUGAAGCAAGUGACGCAGCUGGCCAUCGACACUGAGGAACGCCUGAAAGGGGUCAUUGACCUCAUCUUUGAGAAGGCCAUUUCAGAGCCCAACUUCUCUGUGGCCUAUGCCAACAUGUGCCGCUGCCUCAUGGCGCUGAAAGUGCCCACUACAGAAAAGCCAACAGUGACUGUAAACUUUCGAAAACUGUUGUUGAAUCGAUGUCAGAAGGAGUUUGAAAAAGACAAAGAUGAUGAUGAAGUUUUUGAGAAGAAGCAAAAAGAGAUGGAUGAAGCUGCUACGGCAGAGGAACGGGGACGCCUGAAGGAAGAGCUGGAAGAGGCUCGAGAUAUAGCCCGGCGGCGCUCUUUAGGGAAUAUCAAGUUUAUUGGGGAGUUGUUCAAGCUGAAGAUGUUAACAGAGGCAAUAAUGCAUGACUGUGUAGUUAAACUACUUAAGAACCACGACGAAGAGUCCCUUGAAUGCCUUUGCCGUCUGCUCACUACCAUUGGCAAAGACCUAGACUUUGAAAAAGCCAAGCCCCGAAUGGAUCAAUAUUUCAACCAGAUGGAGAAAAUAAUUAAGGAAAAGAAGACUUCAUCCCGAAUCCGCUUCAUGCUGCAAGACGUGCUGGAUCUGCGACGGAGCAAUUGGGUGCCACGCCGAGGGGAUCAGGGUCCCAAGACCAUUGACCAGAUCCAUAAGGAGGCGGAGUUGGAGGAGCAUCGGGAGCACAUAAAAGUGCAGCAGCUAAUGGCCAAGGGCAGCGACAAGCGUCGGGGUGGCCCUCCAGGCCCACCUAUCAGCCGUGGCCUUCCACUUGUAGAUGAUGGUGGUGGCUGGAACACAGUCCCCAUCAGUAAGGGCAGCCGCCCUAUUGACACCUCACGACUCACCAAGAUCACGAAGCCUGGCUCCAUCGAUUCUAACAACCAGCUCUUUGCACCUGGAGGGCGAUUGAGCUGGGGCAAGGGCAGCAGUGGAGGCUCAGGAGCCAAGCCCUCUGACGCAGCAUCAGAAGCUGCUCGAUCAGCUACUAGUACCUUGAAUCGCUUCUCAGCCCUUCAACAGGCAGCACCUACUGAAAGCACAGAAAACAGACGUGUGGCCCAGAGGAGUAGCUUGAGCCGGGAACGAGGUGAGAAAGCUGGGGACCGGGGAGACCGCUUAGAGCGGAGUGAGCGGGGAGGUGAUCGUGGGGACCGGCUAGAUCGCUCUCGGACACCUGGCACCAAGCGGAGCUUCAGCAAGGAAGUGGAGGAACGGAGUAGAGAGCGGCCUUCCCAGCCUGACGGGCUGCGCAAGGCAGCUAGCCUCUCAGAGGAACGGGACCGUGGACGGGAUGCUGGGAAGCGAGACGCCACCUUGCCUCCUGUGAGUCCCCCUAAGGCUGCACUAUCAGAAGAGGAGCUGGAGAAGAAAUCCAAGGCCAUCAUUGAGGAAUACCUCCAUCUCAAUGACAUGAAGGAGGCAGUGCAGUGUGUGCAGGAGCUGGCCUCACCCUCCCUGCUUUUCAUCUUUGUGCGGCAUGGCAUCGAGUCCACACUGGAGCGCAGUGCCAUUGCACGUGAACAUAUGGGACAGCUGCUGCACCAGCUGCUCUGUGCUGGGCACCUCUCCACUGCUCAGUACUAUCAAGGGCUGUUUGAAAUCCUAGAAUUGGCUGAAGACAUGGAAAUUGACAUCCCCCACGUGUGGCUCUACCUAGCAGAACUGGUAACGCCAAUUCUGCAGGAUGGUGGAGUACCCAUGGGGGAGCUGUUCAGGGAGAUUACAAAACCUCUGAGGCCCCUGGGCAAAGCUGCUUCUCUGUUGCUGGAGAUCCUGGGGCUCCUAUGCAAAAGCAUGGUGAGUGAGAGCCUUUCAGGGAUGAUGUGUUCAGGAUUUUUCCCACUGUGCUUUUUGGGCUAUUUGGGUGGUACACUUACCUCUUCCUAUGGGCUCUUUUGCUUGCAGAAGGUGGAGUAUACCCUGGGAGAGGAGUCAGAAGCCCCUGGCCAGAGGUUGCUCUCCUCUGAGGAGCUGAGCAGGCAGCUGGAGAAGCUGCUCAAGGAGGACAGUAGUAACCAGCAGGUGUUUGACUGGAUAGAGGCCAACCUGACUGAGGAGCAGGUAGCAUCCAACACAUUAGUUCGAGCCCUCAUGAAAACUGUCUGCUAUUCCGCAAUUAUCUUUGAGACUACCCUCCGAGUGGAUGUUGCAGUGCUGAAAGCACGAGCGAAACUGCUACAGAAAUACCUAUGUGAUGAGCAGAAGGAGCUGCAGGCACUCUAUGCCCUCCAGGCCCUUGUAGUGACCCUAGAACAGCCCCCCAGUAAGAGCCAGGCUGGAGGGUUGGGGGUGGGGUGGAAGAACCGCCAGAAAGCGGGGACAGUCAUGGAAAGGUGGGUGGUCAUUGGAGAGCAAAAUGCUCUGAUGGUUGAUUCCUUCCCUCUACAGUGUUUGUUUCCUUGUCUACAAAUGGGAGGAGUUAGACUCAGCCUUGAAGGUGUGACCACCUGUUUUGUGCUUAGUCAACUAUUAGAUGUCAGGAAUGCAGAGCUGAUAAAUGUUUUUUCCCUCUGCCAGGCACAGGGCUGAGAUGCUUUUCUUGCCUCAUUAAUCUCACAACUAUUCUUUAGAAUAGAUGGUGUUGUCCGCUUCCAUUUUGGGAGACUAAGGGUCAGGUUAACAUUCCUGAGGUUAUGCAUUCUGCAAAUAGGUAGGUGCUGGGGCCCUGGGAUGUUAGUAAUAAAUCAAGCACAGUUCCCAUGCUGACCUGGAGUGAGGAGUGUUGGAAGAUGGAUCCUUAGUACACUUAGUCUAAGGCAAGCAUGUCAAAAUCUUGGUUCAGCUGGCCGAGAUUUUGACAUGCUUGGUCUAAGGCAGUGGUCUAAGGCAGAUGAGGCCCAGAAAUCAGGAUUUUAAAAAGAUUCCCAGGUGAUUCUAAUGUGCAGCCAAGGUUGAGAACCACUGGUCUAAGGGAUAAUGAGUGGGAAUUGACAAAUGGGAGCUAAAUAACAAGUAGGAGGGGGAGACUUGGAAAAAGGAACUGUGUAGAAGGCCAUGAAGUAGGAAGAACUGGACAGAGGUAAAAGAACUUGAAGGAAGACCAUUGUGGGAGAGCACAGAAACCAGUCAUGUGAGGUAAAAUGGGGUCGAGAGAUGGACAUGGGCUGGAUCAUGCAGGGCUAUGUAAGCCAGGGGUUGAGUUUUGGGCUUUAGCCUAAGGACAAGAAGAGGCCUUUGUGGGACUUAAGCAAAAUUCUAAUUCAGUGUUUAGAUCUGGCUAUUAGGGGAAGAGUAUGGUUUGGAAUAGGGGUGAGUGUGAAUGCAGUAGGUUCAGCUAAUCCAGGAUGUGUCGGUAGUGGCUCAGUCUGGCUGUGGAGAUGGGAGAGGUGUGGGCAGAUUCAAGACAUACACUGACCUGGGAGAGGGCGAUGAGAGUCAUGCCUCCCAGGAAGGUUUUUAGGGUUUAGUAGGUGAGGUGAUAGUGUGGUACCAUCCAUUGAGUGGUAGGAAACACUGGAUCAAGUUGAGUUUGUGGUCUGUGGGUGGGGGUGAUCAGAGAUGUUGGUAGACAGCUGGAUAUCUGAAUUCAUUUGGAGAGGAAGAGAUCAGGGAUAGAGGUCUACCUGUGAGUUUUUAGCACAGGGCAACAACACAUGCAAGUCACAAGUAGAAAAAUAAGAAAAAGAUACGGGAUUGCCUGAGGGAGAGUGAUGAGGGCCUGAGAUAGUACCUUCAGGUGAAGGAUCAACAGAUAGGGAUCAAGCAGGACAGGACCCUAUGAAUGAAGGACAAUAAUUUUAGGAGAGGGAAGUGGUCAGUAAUGCUAGAUGCUGCUUAAGAACUCCAUGAGGUAACCUGAAACUUAAGGGCUUCUGCAGCAUAAAAACAUGGAGGCCAUCCUGGCAGAAUCAUUAUUUGGUGGAGUAGAGUGCAGGAUCUUAAUUGAAAAGGACUGAGUAGUAUUUGACUAAGAAAAGAAAACAAAUGUAAACAAAAAUCUUUGAAUUCAAUCUCUGUCAAAAUACGAAAAUACUUUGUUUGGUUAUGACAUAGUGGUUGUAAAGGAGGCCUUUUGUGUUGAGAUCAGAGAAACUUAGGCUUGAAAAUACAGGGCAGAUUAUGUGUAUAGGGUCCCCAGGGUGGGUGUGCAAAGGAUUUAGAGCACAGGAUUGGGACAAAUGAUGUACUGCUGCUAUUGCUGCUGGAUGGGGAGGGGAGGCUGCCCACAGGCAAGCAGUUGUGGAUUUGAGGGUGUGCAUGCCCCUAAGAGCAUCCUGGAUUGCAGCUGCUUAGGCAGCUCAGUCAGAGUUUCACAAAUGAACUGGGCUCUACAUUUUAUGGUUUAUUCAUUGCUCUCUCUUUAAAAAAAAAAAUAUUGAUUCUUUAGAGAGAGAGAGAGAGAGAGGAAAACAUCAAUUUGUUCUGCUUAUUUAUGGAUUCAUUGAUUCUUUUAUGUGCUCUGACUGGGGAUCGAACCCUCAAGCUUGGUGUAUCAGGCCGCCAUUAACCAACUGAGCUACCUGGUCAGGGCUAUAUUAAUUUCUUUUAUAUUUAUGUAUAUAUAUGUUUUUAUUGAUUUCAG